UGGCUGGUGGCUGCUGCUGCUGCUGCUGCUGCUGCUGUUGGGGCAGAGAGUAUAUUCCGCGAGAGCGACACCUCUGAGCCGUAUUUCGUCGCUGUAAGUCGAAGUGAGCGGACGUGUUUUGCUUGCCUCCCGAGGCCUAUCUUGUGCCCCAAGACAUUUCAUUCACGACGCUUGGAGUUUACUAUUAUCUACUGCUGCAUCGCCAGUGCGCCCAAUCCUGACGUCUUGCGACCUAUGUACGAGAAGUUAUAACCAGUGUCAUUUUGGAUGCGCUAAAUUUGUGGUUUCUUUUAUUCUGUAAAGCAGCGGAAAGAUAAUUAACAUAAAGAAACCUGCUUUACCCAAGCAGGUGGCGGAGGGGGAUUGUGGAUAAUCUAUGAGUGGUCUUUUUGAUUGAUAAUUAUAUUAACAACACACAUGAAUUUAUAAUAAAAAAAAACAAAAGUUGUGCCGUGUUUUUACUGACCGAUGGAAGUGGACUACUUGAGUAGCUGCCGACAAAAAGUACAGUGAAAGCAUGAAGUUAUUAGUCCCUAAGUGUGUCCAUCGUUUCUGUUCUGAGUUUAGUCUCGAUCGCUGCAAAUAUAAAACCAGUGUCACUUCUUCUCUCGAGGUCAGACCCGCACCACAUUUACCAGCUAAAUGUGGCGGCCCGUGGAAUAAAUGAUCUAUAUUAGAUUGACAUAUUGUGCUAUUAUCCUGCUGGUGCUGCUGUUCGUGGUAAGGACUUGAGAAAUUGGCUCAGCAAUGGGGGUAGGUGAGCCGUACAGGUUUUUCGCUUCUUCUGCGCAAUCGGAUGUCUGCCUUUCUCUCAGAUAUCGGAAAACUCUGACGGCAUGCUGCAAUGAGACGGACCCAAUGCAGAUGAUCCACGUCACGACGACAGGGGUUUCGAAAGGCAUCUUCCACACAAUCGAAGGAAACAGAAUAUUGUGCUACGACACCAGAAGAGGGAGAUUUAAAGCCAUGAAAAGGUCGGCAUUUAAAGGCAUCGAAAGGUGUCGGCACCCGAAGAGUCGGAGGAAACACAAGAACAAAACCAACCCCGGGAGGACCAAGGACUGCAUCUUCACCAACAGCGAUAAGGAGUUCUUCAAGAACACCAAGAGCAACAUUCAGUGUAUUUUCCACGAGAAACUAAUGCAAAGCGGCUUCUAUUACAUAUCGGUAGAGGAAGACGCUAAAUACCUGGCCGUAAAGAAGGGGAGAGUCCAAAAAAUUAAGAAAAAUGGCGAGAUAAAAGAACCCAGAGAACCAUUAAGGCAGUUUAUUAUCAUGGAUAAAGAUGAAAUUUCGAAAGUGAGCAGUAAAAAUGGGAAAUGCCGCGCGCACGUCAAGACUGAAGAAGCGGUUCCCUUGAAAUGAAAUGAAAACUGCAAUACACAAACAUGACUUUUGUGUCCGUGAUGGGUCAAAAGGUCGGACUUCAUGCCUUCUGGUUAACGCGUAUGGCUGCUGCUGUUGCUGCUGCAGCGUCCAACCAGAGGCGAAGCGUGCGGAUGGUCUGCGUAAGUGAAAUUCAGCAAAGCAAACGCUACGUUUCCAAUGGCCGUGAGUGUGCAUGAGAAUUUAAAAUUCUGGUCUACAACGCCGCUUCUUUAGUUCUUCAGUCCUCACCCUUUCUCUUUCACUUUACGCCCGCCCGCCUACCCGCCAGCGUCCACACCCGACCCUGAGGAACAUGGGGCUGAGGUACCGCCGAGCGUCUGAACUGAAGACCUCGUCAUAAGAGAUCUGAAAAUAGAUGUUUUUGUUUUCAACUGUAUAUGCUAGUCCUUACACCUAUUCUGUAAAUACUGAUUUUCAUAGGAUUUCACGAGCUGUAACAUUUUUUUUAUAAAGAUUUCCAAGCGCUUGACAUUAUACAUUUUAUACAAUAAUCAUCCUUUUAUAUAACAAAUCUAAUGAUUUCUCCUUGUUCAGAAGCAGGACCAUGCCAAAGCGUUUAGCAGUAGCCGUCCGUCCCUGUAAUCGAUGGUGUCUUUCGGAUAACCCAAGAAAAUAACUUUACAGUCGUUUUUUUUCGAUUCUGUAAUACCGCCAAAGUGAACAUAACACAAACGUUUAUUAGCCAAAAGUCCUUCAAAGCCACCGCUACUGAUGUGAGGUCUUCUUAUGAAGAAACCACGCCAAGAGAGCGAGCCAGAUGGCUGACCACUGACUGACCUACAGCCAAUUGGACAGUUUUCUACCAUCGUCAGCAGGGGCGUAUCCCUUGGCCAAAUCACUUUACCGAAAACCCCCGUUCCCACUUCUUACAGCAUCCGUACCCCCCUCCCCCCACAUAGCAAGUCCCGCGUCACUGCCACAGAGUGAGUUCAGGCAGGACAAUAGGCUGGGGCAGUAAUGGCUCCGUAACUGGUAAUUAAAUUCACUAAUUGGUAGUUGGGCGAGCCAUGUGGAUGGGUGAGAGAGGUGUUAAGUGACGGGAGGAGCGCACAAGCUGCCUCCGUCCCCCAUCCCUUCCCUUCCAGCCGUUUUCCAUCCAGACCACCAGGAAGAGGAAGAAAAACACCCGAAAUUCGUUUGCUUCGACGGCAUGUCUCUUCACUUUCCAAGGAUUUUGUGUUCUGUCCGUCUUGUGCAGUGUGGCCACAGUUUGAUUUAGCGGUGGAAAAUGCAAUCAAUAUACUUAAUCGGCAGCAGAAACGAAUGACGAAUGAGAGAAAACUGGAAGAAAAAUGAUCAGUAUAAAAUUAAAAUUGGUAGAAAAAUGUUCAUAGUUACCUUGAGCUUUUUGUAUUCAUUGAUAUCUUUAAACAGCCCAUUCAUAAUUCAAAACAAGUGAUUUUAUAAAAUAAAUUAUACAAAACAAUUCGUUUUCAGAAAACUAACGACAUUCACCAUUGUGAGCUAUUUUUAGAUACUGUUUCUUUUGCGUUAAGAAAAUUAAUAAUCUUCAAAUCCGUUCAAAGGAAAUUUCAAACCGUAUAUUUGGUGAUCAUAUGUGAAAAAAAUCAAGAAAAAUUGAAUUUGCUAAGAGGACACUGCUAUACAUUUUACAGAAUCUCAUUUGACAUGUAAGAAUGGUUCAGAACCUAAGCCUAUUCUUUCAAACGUUUUCUGUAUGAGGAAGUACUGCUAACACGUCGGAUAACUUUCGUGCUAGGCUUCCAAGCCAAAGUUCUUGAAGGAACUGAAUCUGCAAAGAUCAAGGUAAGGCCACUAUUGACGCUGCCUAACUGGGGGCAGAGGUGCACCCGAGCAGAUCCCUUCCCCAAUAGAAGACAUCUCAUUCUAGGUAGAAUGCAACUUUGUUUACACGAUAAAUUGGGAGGUUGUGUCGAAUGUCAAGAGAGUGGAUCAUCCUCAUCGUAGAAGUGACUGUUAGAAUUAGAUUAUAUACUUGUGAAUGAUAUGAAAUAAUCGAUCAAAAUGAUGUAAUUGUUUUAUUCUGUUUAUGGAGGCUAACAGAGUAACCAAUCUAUAUAAUAAUUAGGCAGAUGAAUAUUUUUACAUGUACCGUAGGCAUCAGAUUUUCUGAAAAAACCCUAUUAUGUAAAGGCAUUAUUCACAGUUCUCUCUAGCGUGAGAAACUGCAGAAUAACCCAAACUAUAUAUACAUAUACAUAUAUUAUAUAUUUUUGUACCGUUUACAGUUUAGUUACUCAAAGAAAGUAUCAUCUAAGGUUUUUGUAAAUCAUCUUCGCUAUUCAAUGCAGACAAGAUAAAUGUAAAUGUCAUUUGCAGAGACCAAGUCAAUACUUUGAUCUCAUUUUUUGGCCCAAAACUAAGGCGGGAUAAUACCCUUGGUUUCUUAGCUUUUCACAGGGCCGGGCAUCAUUGGGCGUAUCCCUUCAGGGCUGUUUCUGAUCAAACCCAAUUGCACUCGGUCUCUGCGAAAGACAUCAUGACGUUUGCUCUUCACAUACAGGCCAGUCCAGAAAUGUCUUUAAAGCGAGUUUGUGAGUUCAGUUGGUGAAGGAAAGCAUCACCAAGGACGAACUAGAGUUUAAGUAGAUUCAGGGUUGGAUUAAAAGGCAAGAUAUCAUCUACAUGUGUUUUCUCUUUUCAGACUUUUUACUUGCAGCGGAUACAAUGAGUAAGCUGAUGCUUGAUACUCUUAGCAUUUCAUUUAAUUUUCUACCCACAUUUCUCAGAGCCAACUCUAACGCAUUUCAAAAUAGGAGUAACUAAUUUCAAAGAUUUUUUUUUUAUUUCAAAACAAAAUUUUCAUCCUUUACAUAUUCGAUUUCGUAGGAGAGAGAGAGAGAGAGAGAGAGAGAGAGAGAGAGAGAGAGAGAGAGAGAGAGAGAGAGAGAGAGAGAGAGGUAUCUAUCACUUUCAAAGUCCGGGUGAUUAUUUUACAAUCUAGGAGUUUAACCUGACAGGUACAAGCUGAAAUAUACGACUGGGGCCACAGUUUGGAGUUCUAAGACCUUGGAAGGGUUUAUGUACGGGGCACCAGAAACCCGGAAUAACACGACAUUGAAAAGACUGAUUCACAUGAGUUUACCAAUAAGACUUGGUACUUUAAGGUGGCAGGGUAGUGGGGAGACAAGCGACCUGGGCUGUCUGGUCAGGUAUUGGACAACACAUACCCAUACGGCCUCCUACAGAAGGGGCAAGAAUAGGACCCAUUACUCCGGUAGAAUUGACACCUUUAGUUAGAAAUUAUUGGUUGGGGUUUCAGAGUUGGAAAUUGAUGGAUUCGAAAAAGCCCUCUGUGUCGACUUCUGCCGACAAUCGCUUUUUGGUCAAAGGGCUUUGACCAUUUGGUGAUUAGGGGUCAUUCGUAUGGAGUAAAUACCCUCCCAGCUUACCGAAAAAUUGGUCCUUUUUAACUCGCCAAGCCGCCUGCCCUUUUGAGAAUACACGUCAUUGUCCCACUGCCAUUUUGAGGUCACAUGGAUCAUAUUUCAUUUUUCCGUAUAUUUUCAUCAUAUAUAAGUUGUGGGUUAUGGUUACAAUUUAAAAACAUUGCUGCUCAGCGACCACAAACACACACACGCGCAUACAGGAACUGCAAGAUUAAGAUAUUUGCCCCGCCCCCAUUUUUUUACUCUAAAUUAUAUUCAAUUAUAUAUCAUUUCUCUUUUUACUGAAUUCAGUGCCCUCCUAACAACAAAACGGCGCCUGGCGAAAAGGAAGAUGGUAUCAGACCAUAAACCACAUGUUAUACACCACACGGUUCGUGCUUAUCAAACCAUAAGUACUAUUUACAACAUCAACUCAUGAAUUAAGUGGCCCUUGAACAUCCUCGAAACAAGUUCAGUUUCAUCCAUGGAAUCCAGAAGGAUUCAUAUAUUAGUUUUAUAUAAUACGAUUUCUCUCUCAUUCUCUCUGUUGCGGAAUCACCUAAAUUCAUCAUCAGUUGAUGGUUUGAAUGGUAAAAGGAAAAGAAGAUAAAAAGGUAAAAAAAACUUUUCCAUCGUUUUCGAUCCACAUCAAGAUCAGUGGAAACAAGUCUCCACUGAUGCCUCUUCAACACGUUUUAGCCUUCUUACAUUUCAUUCCCGUAAUUUUGUAAACCCAACCAAAAGAAUGUGAAAAAGUGUCGUAAUCUGUGCCAUUUAAUUAUAUUUGACAAUGAGAGAUAUCAGGCCUUUACCAUGUAAAACCGCACAUUCCUUUUUUAAUCAAUAUUGUAAAUACUGUAUAUAUGUAUAUGAUAUUUAUUUAAUUAAAUGCAGAAAUUAAAA
Messenger RNA from Macrobrachium nipponense, 5642 nucleotides. RefSeq lists its product as uncharacterized. The record is from RefSeq and is a predicted model, not a curated record. Bases 748 to 1365 code for a protein of 205 amino acids. The transcript has 5 exons. NCBI's taxonomy places the organism in Eukaryota, Metazoa, Arthropoda, Malacostraca, Decapoda, Palaemonidae.